UACGGAACGGUCGACGUUUGUCGAAUCUUGCCUUCCCGACACAAAUUUCUAUUUUUACUCUCUCUUUACAAUGUUCACUGAACAAAGAAUUAACCUCAUUCUUUUGUUUGUUUCAGGAUUUCGUGUGUGGCUGUGAGAUUAAGUGUUACGUAUAGGUAUACCGAUAUAGUUCUUUUUUACUAAAAUGUCGUGUUUCGGAGGCAGCGUCUUAAUACCAGACUGAAAGCGCAUGUAAUCGAAGGUGUAAAGUGGAGUGCAGUGAUGUGAGUGUGUGAUAUACAGCGCAGCGUCAGGGAAAGCGCCACCAUGUUGCCUACAAAUGUUAUGUCCUUUAUGAAAAAGAUGGUGGCGACAGAAGACACGUCAAGUACUGUACCGGGGCAAAUAGAAACACCGGGAACAUUUGGUAAAUUGCGCCAAACGCUUUCCUCGUCUCUGCUCACAGCUCAAGACAAAGUAACAAAGCUCGGCCCGAGAACGGGGGUGACGGAAGGCGCCCCCGAGCCCUCACCAGCUCCGCCGCCCGCACAGCCCCCACCCGCAUCUACCGCACAAACCGGGAAGACUGAACGUGAGGCAGGUAAAGCCCCUUCAAGAGCUGGAGCCUGUCGUGUGUGUUUAAAAGCGUUGAAACCUGGCGAGGUAUUUCACACAUGUAACGGCUGUCAACAUCGUGUUUGUGAAGAUUGCUCCUCAUAUUCGAAACCUGCCAGCGAUGAAGAAGCGAAUUCAUGGAGGUGCUCAGUAUGUCGGCGCAAAGCGGGUCCACGACUGCCGCCCGCAGCGCAAGACAGCACAGAUUCCUUGUUAGAGGUGCCUGUGCUGGAAGCGUUGCAGAGGCGGCAUUCGGAGGCCCGGCUGGGCAGCGGCGGCGGCAGUUCUGGCCUGGCGCCGCCUCGUUCGCCCGAAUUGCGCAGACAUUCAGAUGUAUCACCAGCUUCGCUUAAGGAGCUAGAAAAGUUAAAGGGCGGCGGCAGUACGACUCCGGACGUAGAGUCUCGUCGGCCGAGCACCGCAGCACCGGCCCGCCGGAGAUCAGUGAGGGCACCGCGACAACGCUCCUGCGAUGAGGACCAACCAGCCGCGCAGUCUGGACACCAACCGGCGCUUGCUGCACCGCCACCCAUGUCUAGGAGAGCUUCGGCAGUGGAUGUUGUGGGCGGUGCACAAUCACGUCGGGGCUCGUACCGUGCCGACGACACCGAAUCAACUCCCCAAAUAUCGGGCCUCAGUGUAGAUGAAGACCGGCCAAUAAGGCGUCGCGGAAGCCAACUACCAGAUAUAGCAGCUUUGCAGCAACGAACGGGUGCUCUAAGUGCAAUGGCAGCAUUGACGUCCCGCGCGUCAGACUCAUCUGUGGAAUCGACGCCGACGGUGGCUGCCGCUGCCGCCGCCGCUGCUGCUGCUGCUGCUGCCGCGCGACAGAUGUCUGUCGAUGCGGAAGCAAUAAAGAUCGUCAUACACGAUGUCGACGAUCGCACCCCGAGACGCGUUACGUUACGUCGGGACCCUAACGAUAAGGGCCAUAGGUCGCGUGGCUUCGGUAUGCGCGUGGUAGGUGGCAAGCCAGACGCGAGCGGGCGUCGCGAGGCAGUCAUCGUGUGGACUGUACCCGGCGGACCUGCUGACUUAGCAGGCUUACAACAGGGCGAUAAGGUACUAGAGUGGAGUGGCGUGCCCCUGACGGAACGCAGUUUUGAAGAGGUGUGCGCGGUGCUGGAACGCGGUGGUGAUAGCGUCGAACUACUGGUGGAGCCAGCACCACAGCUCGACGAUGCUCCCACCACGCCCGCUGCUACCACCUCGCACCAUCACCAUGGACUUUAUGAACCGGAUACCGACAAAUCACCAUCAUCGCCGACGCGACGGAAAUUGCCGAAAACCCCGGAGCAAGACCGUGCGGAACGCGCUCGCGAGCGUCCCCCAGCCCGUGCUCAGCUACAGGUGUGGUUCGAGAGCGAACUACGAAAAUUGGUGGUGGUACUGAUCGCCGCCGACGACCUGCCGCCUCGAGAUCAUACACUUGGAUAUGGGGAUGAGCCUGAAGCUUUCGCAAGAAUUCGCCUAUUACCAUCAUUGGAAAGUUGUCCUCCGGUAGAAACGGACCCAGCUUCUGCAUCGUGCAGUCCGGUUUGGAAUGCAACACUUGGAUUUGGUGGUUUAACCGCUGACUUAAUAGCAGGCCGUGCGCUGGAACUGACAUUGUGGGACGCCUGCCCGGGAAUUGACCCAGUUCUCAUAGGCGAAUGCACCAUGGAGAUAGAGAAGGCAUUCGCGGAGGAGCGCGCUGUAUGGUGGACACUAGAGGAACGUGGAUCGCGAUCAGCUAACGCCUCGCCGCGAGGAUCUCUGACGGGUGCGCGCGCGCUGCGCCGCGGCGACUUCGCCUCCCAGCGCUCCGUAUCAGAUGACGUGGAUUCUAUCGGCGAAUGCGCUUCGCUGUUGCACCCGGACCAUGCGUGGGUGGGAGGAUCGCGUCGUGGCUCAUCCCAGUCUGAGACUCUCGAGGUCGAGGUCUAUCAACUCGGAAAGGACUUUUCCCGCUCUUUGCCCGGCUCUCGGCGAUCAUCGUUCCAACAACAAGAAAAGGAGGGCGGCGCAGGCGGCGCGGGCGGCGGCCACGAGGGCGGCGCGGGGCCGUCGGGCGCACGCCGCAACGAGCGCCGCCGCUCGUCGUGCGUGCGACGCGACCCCGACGACAUCUUGCGCUCGCUCCGCGCCGUCAAGGGCGAGCUCGGCCGCACUCUCUCGCUCUCCGGCUCAACCGCUAGGCGCACGGCGACGGGGCGCAAGGGCAGCAUGUGGGCGGCGGUGCCGGCGGCCGCCGCCUGCGACGCGGUCGCCGACGACGACGACGACGUUCCACUCGGGCCGGGACAACUGCCGCCGCGUAACGCGCACUUGCCACCACUACACGCAGAAAUCAAUAUCAGCAUUAUAAUGAUAAAGGGCCAACUUGAACUCGAGGUGUCUCAUGCUCGCCGGGUAUAUGGUGUUAACGGCGAGGUGCCGGAUUCAUAUGUCAAAUGUUACCUUCGCGAUGGUGAGAAGUGGUUACAUAAGCGAAAAACACGUGUCAUUCGCCGCACUACAGAGCCGCACUUCAAACAGACACUCAAAUACCAGGCGAGCGAAGCCCUCGGCCGUACGCUAGUUGUAAUGCUGUGGCAGCGCUGCGGUGGAUUUGAGCACAACCUGGCCCUAGGUGGUGCUGAGAUCUGUCUCGACAAGCUGACUCUGCCGCAGCGCACAUACGGUUGGUACCCGCUGUUCCCGGCUACGUCGCUCGGCGGCGAGGAGUCCCCGGACUGAUCCAGAGAGCCGUCGCCAGAGCGGCGUGAUGACCACUAGUGCCCCACGACGCGGCGACGGCUCCAUGCCGCAACAACAAUCACCCUCUAUGUUGCCGACCUCCGAGUUACCAUAACAUGUACCGGCGAACCACAUGCUGCUCUAUUAUAGUAUUCGUCGUCUUGUAAAUACUCAAAAAUUUUUGUUAGGUGUUUAAUUGUCAGUAAAUAUACUGAAAAUGUUGCCUAGUUGCUCGAUCGAAUGUGGUAUGUAGGUAUUUGACUGACGGCGUGUAUAUAUAUGCCGUUUAAAUGUUCUUCUAAAAUGACCUCAAGGACAAACUUUGAGAAAUCUUUAAAGACAACACCAUUUAGAGUAUAUACCUAAAAGAGGAGCUUAUAGGAAGUUGCUUGGAGAAUUUUUAAUUAGGUACUAGACUCAGACAUCAUAAUAGCUCAUUAAUAUCGAAAGAUUAUAUAUACCAUUUCCUGAGUCUCUUCAUGCUGAUACAAGUUACAUGCACACGUUCCGUGCACUAAGUUAAGAAUAUUACGUAGAGCAUUUCAGAAUAAAUAUCUACGGGUGUCUUACUCUGUUUAUAAUAAUAAAAUAUCAUAUUCACUACCAACAUAUAACAUAUGUGCAAUUGUUGAUGUUUGCGCCUACAGUACCUGCAUAUUUGUAGUAAUUUUGUAUGUUAUGUGUAAAGUAAUACCAUUAAAAUAUAAUUGCGUAAAUACAUUUCUGGAAAUUAUAACUAUGAAAUAUCUAUUUAGACAACGCCAACAGCGUGUAGCAUCUUAAUCUAUAGUUUACUAGAUACUUCGUAGAUUUGGAUCGACUAAUGGUCCCGUCAUAUUCGUGAUACUAGAUACUCUGUGCCUGGCUUAUUUCUGAAGUAGUGUUUUAUUACGAGUUAUGAGUUUAUAUUUGUUUUUCUUAAAUGUUUUUCAUAACCAUGGUAGAUGCACCGAAACCUAGCUUGUACUUUUGAAAUAAAAUGUAGCGCCAUGUACACUUAUACCUCUAAUGUAAUUAGAUUAUUUAUACCGAAUCUAUUAAUAAAUGUAUAUUAAAUCUCAUCUCAAAUAACCCCAACUUUGACACUUUGCCUUAUAUGAUUAAUAAAUUUCUAAAGUUAUUCUAGUAAGUAAGCGCGUCUAGAUACUAUUCUUCCAAGGUUGUGCUUUAGUGAAUUUUCCUAAUGUAUACCUACUACUUUAUUUGUAGACAUCGCUAACUACUGUCAACAUUGUAAGGAUUUUAUGUUUUUUUAUUACAAACUAUUUCUAUUAUAUAUUGUAAAUAUGGUAAAUAUUAUUUUUCAAAAUUUUCUACGCACAACUGUUUUCGUGAUAGCAACUAUUGUUAUUAGUCUUUUUACAAUCUUUAGAAACCAAACAAAUAUACACAAUUCCGAUAAGUACUUUACUUGUAACUUGUGAUCACUCUGUAGUUUACCAUUCUAUGAGUAUAGAAUUACCAGCUUCAUUAAAACAAUCUAUAUGACUUUGAUUAACUACGUGAAUCUAGUAGAGUGGAGCAAUAGUAUGAUAAUAUAGUCCAAUCAGUGGCUGGCAUUUCUCUCAUACAUUAUACAGCCACUAGCGUAGCGUAAAAUAGCUCAUAUGUAAUGUAGAUACAAACAUUAUAUAAUCGUGAAAUUAUAUUUUCAUUAUUGGUGUUAGAUAAAAGUUACAUAUCUACGGGAAAUGUGUAAUGUAAUUAUAUCUCGUUAAAAUCUGUGUUCUUCCAGUGCUGUCAUAGCUUAGUGGCUCAUCUGACAAUACUAAUCUUGUUUACCUGGUUUGCUGGCCCUCGUAGUCGGUGCGAGCACGACUUGUAGAGACCAGCUUAUAAAGCUGGAGUUCGUUUCAACGUGGUUGUAUAUUUCCUAAGAGAGAGAAUCUAAAUAUUCCUUUUUAGAUUACAUAGAUUUCCAAAUACUAAUGUUUCUAAAUGCCUAAAUAUAUAUCUGGCGUUUAAGUGUAUUUUUACACUAUAAUUUUAUAACCGAUUAAUUUGGGAAUAAUAUAUACAUAUUCAAUAUUUAUAUCAUUGAAAUAUAGAUAUUUAUAAAAAAAAAAUAUAAAUAUAUUAAAUGACUAUUGGCUCUGAUGAAGCGGAGACAGUCGUAACUAACUUACGCUUAUUAUCUCGAUAUAUUAGUAUAACAAAUAAUAUUCUUACUUAAGUAACAAAUGUAAAAAAAUCAUUAUCUAAUAUUAUUAUGUGCCUCGACAAACCCCGAUACCAGAUCGAUUUAAUUUUCACGUUCUCUUGUAUUGUGAUUUAAAAUAUACACAAUAACAUCGAAAACAAAAUAUCAGAAAUAGUCGUUUCGUGACAACAAGAACUAGUCAUGUAAACAUAUUAUUUAUACUAAGAUGAAAGUUUACAAAGAACUUUCCUUGGUAAAAACAUGAUUGAUUUUGUUUAAUCCAAAGUAUUCAAAUAUUUGUACUAAAAUAAUAAAAGACGAGGAAUAGUUACAUAGUUUUUCGGGAAAAUUGUCGUUAUAUAAUAACAUGUUAAACCUUCCUGUAUUUUACAAUCAUCGCUUACGAGUAUAAUAUACAAUCCUCUCCUUAUAUAACUCUAAGAACUUCUCCCUCUUUCUUAUGAGCCUCUUACUUAAGCCUAAGGCUGUGGUAAGCUCGCGAUAUUCUUUGAACUCUAUGGUACAAACUAUUUUCGGGGUAUACUCGAAAUAUAAUAAGAAUAUUCAUAUCAAUAGUGGAAGUCUUGCCUAAAAUUGUAGCCGUUUAGACUCUUAAUACUUGUUACUAAGAAUUCAGUGUGUCGACUUUUGUACUGGCGAGCUUGCCCUAACUUCAUGCAAUUGAUAUAGCAUGUGGCCAUUUUGCCUUUAAAGUUUCACUCUGUAGUGUGGAUGGCGAAUCAAUGUGAUAUGGUAUCGGAUAUCAUAUACCUACCUUCUUACCUUAGUGUUAUAAUGUUUCUUCCUAGAUACAAAGUUAUUGUACUAUUCCGUUUUCCUGAUAAAUACUACAAACUAUUAUGACAUUAAUUCAAUUUUUCUUUAAGAUACACUAUCACCUGGCACAAAUUGCUAUUGUCUAUAACUAAACAAGUUUUUAAUAUAUUAACUUACUUAAAUUAUAAAAUCUCCAUUUGUGUAUAUACACAAUAUAUAAUUACUUUAUUUUCUCACAACAUUUUUUUAGGUAUUCAUAUACAAGUACAGAAAGCAUAUGCUACAGACAUUCAUUACUUGUUUACAUCAGAUCAUAUUUUCUAUAGUAUUUGUCACGAGCACGGAAUAAAAAUCUACAAAAAAAUACUAGUACGUAACAAAUAUGUGUGUCAAAAUAUAUUAUUAAAUAAAUGUGAUAACAAAUGAGUUUAUUAU
Messenger RNA from Achroia grisella, 6664 nucleotides. It is a transcript of the gene Fife, whose product is annotated as regulating synaptic membrane exocytosis protein 1. The record is from RefSeq and is a predicted model, not a curated record. Gene Ontology annotation, biological process: regulation of membrane potential; positive regulation of synaptic transmission; calcium ion-regulated exocytosis of neurotransmitter. The transcript has 19 exons. NCBI's taxonomy places the organism in Eukaryota, Metazoa, Arthropoda, Insecta, Lepidoptera, Pyralidae. Gene Ontology annotation, molecular function: transmembrane transporter binding; small GTPase binding. The coding region runs from base 307 to 3312 and encodes 1001 amino acids. Gene Ontology annotation, cellular component: cytoskeleton of presynaptic active zone; presynaptic membrane.